This is a messenger RNA of Vanessa tameamea, 385 nucleotides long. It is a transcript of the gene sun, whose product is annotated as protein stunted-like. Gene Ontology annotation, cellular component: mitochondrial inner membrane. The record is from RefSeq and is a predicted model, not a curated record. Lineage: Eukaryota; Metazoa; Arthropoda; Insecta; Lepidoptera; Nymphalidae. Gene Ontology annotation, molecular function: proton-transporting ATP synthase activity, rotational mechanism. The coding region runs from base 151 to 324 and encodes 57 amino acids. Gene Ontology annotation, biological process: proton motive force-driven mitochondrial ATP synthesis. The transcript has 4 exons.
CAUAUUUUGCAGCUAUAUGAAAAAAGCUUAUGUUAUCUAUGGACUGUUACAUCACUUCAUCGAAUUCGGAAUUUGAGAUUUAAUUUUCCGAUUGCAUUCUAGGUUUUCUACUGUGCAUUUCCAUUUUCAAAAGCUCAUAAAAAAAACAAAAUGAGCGCCUGGAGACAAGCAGGUCUUAAUUACAUAAACUACUCCAACAUUGCUGCUAAAAUUUUGCGGCGAUCUUUAAAACCAGAAUUACGAACAGAGGCAUUACGGCGAGAUGAUUCUCACGUUCGUAUCACACCGUGGACUGACGGCAGGCCAGCACAUGAAAAGGAUUAAGUUAUUAUUUAAAAAGCAAAGCUGCCUAGAUGAUUACAAUUUUUGAAAAUUCAAGAAAAUC